This is a messenger RNA of Pistacia vera, 1000 nucleotides long. RefSeq lists its product as uncharacterized. Lineage: Eukaryota; Viridiplantae; Streptophyta; Magnoliopsida; Sapindales; Anacardiaceae. The record is from RefSeq and is a predicted model, not a curated record. Bases 57 to 785 code for a protein of 242 amino acids. The transcript is spliced from 6 exons.
UAAAGCCAAUAUUGGUAGCUAGGUUUGGAAAAAUUCUAUAUAAUGGGAGUAAUUCAAUGAGCUUAGAAAAUAUCAGAGGAGAUCAAUUUUCUGAAGCCACUUUGAGACAACUGAAGAGAUUGUUUUACACUAAUGUUCCUAAUACAUAUAUGGAAAACAUCAUGAAUGUCAUUGUGCCUAAGAUUGGAGUUGAUUUUGAAGAGGAGAAGGAUAUAUACCAUGUCAAGGUGUCUGACAUAACACGUCCAGACUCAACUAUUUCUUGCAAAUGUAGUAUGAAAGAAGAUAAAACGCUUGAGCUGUAUAAGGUUGAACUAAACCAAGUUCGUCACUUGGUUGUGGACGUAUCAUGCCUUGAAAAGGAUCUAGACCUAAGGUUGAUGCUAGGCAGUAAGAGGAUCUUAACUGCUCUCUCUGAUGACGAAUCGCAUAGUAUUAGAGAUUUGAUUAAUUCGGCAGUUUUAGAUCCAGAGGUGAAGGGUGGAUUGAGAUGGCCAAUGGGAUUGGGCUAUUAUGGGAAUAGAUACUGUGUUAUUGGGGUUUGGCACACAAAAGUGAAAUCAUAUAAAAGCCCAUCACUAAGGCUCAAGGUUAGAUAUGCUGAUCGAUCUGAUUUCAAGAGUGGAACUGGGGAAGCUACAAUGGAAACUACCCUGCAAUUGAAAAGAUUAGUUUCAGAACUACAGGAAGAAAAGCUGGAAUAUCGUUCGAUCUAUAACAUGUUCCAAGACACCAUAAGAUUGAUAUGGGACAAUUUCUUGUGCUGCGAUCAAUUUUUGAAAUAAACAACGCGAUGCAAGUGUUCCCAGCGCCUCCUGCAUUUAUAUUAAGACGUAUUUUUGUUUGGACCUGUUUUUGUGGAAGAAUAUUAUGGUAAAGAUCAAGGUCAUGUCAUGUUGAAGUAGAAAAUUUUGAGUGGUUUCUUUGUGUAUUGUUAUCAUUUUCUCCUCAUCGUUUUUUCUUCCCUUGUAAAGAGACGUUAAAUUUAUUAUAAAUUUGG